Peromyscus maniculatus bairdii (prairie deer mouse) is the source of this 2871-nucleotide messenger RNA. RefSeq names its product ovo like zinc finger 2 (gene Ovol2). NCBI's taxonomy places the organism in Eukaryota, Metazoa, Chordata, Mammalia, Rodentia, Cricetidae. Gene Ontology annotation, biological process: epidermal cell differentiation; regulation of transcription by RNA polymerase II. The record is from RefSeq and is a predicted model, not a curated record. Gene Ontology annotation, cellular component: nucleus. Gene Ontology annotation, molecular function: RNA polymerase II cis-regulatory region sequence-specific DNA binding; DNA-binding transcription factor activity, RNA polymerase II-specific.
ACAGCCUCGCCGGAGUUGCGCCCCCUCUCUGUGCUCCCUGAGAAUACGCCAGCCAAGUCCAGAAAAUCCGUUACCAGGCUGCUGUAUCCCUAAAGGCCAUUCCCAAGGCGGAAGAAGACGGGGACAGCCCCUGUGUUGAUUCCCCGGGCCAAGUGAGCCGAGAGCGCAUCGGGUCGUGUUAUGGGCAGGUGAGCCUGGCGGUUCCGUGAACCUCAGACGCCGGAACACCCCUGGCCAGACGCGCCCCGGCAGCCUCCAGGAGCUGGCAUUCGUCUGCUCACCUCCUGGAGUUGGGAGCCCACGACAUCGACUGCGCGGGUUGUUCUGGGCGCAGCUCAACAGGACCUUGAUAUAGAGGGAUCGGGGUCCCCAAAGUGAGCAGACCAACCCUAUAAAAUUAGUAUCUACCAGACUCCCCCCCCCCACACACACACACACUUCCCUCCAGGAAGGAAGGUAAACAGGAAAAAAAAAUAAAAACAAAAACUCAAAGCUUUCUAGCCGUCUUUGCUGAUAGAGGAGGAGAGAGUGUGUAUCAAUUUUCAAUCCUUGGCUUCCUGGGUGGGUCCUUUCCUGCCUCCGAAUUUGAGGAUCCAGUGGUUAGGGUAGGAAGUAAUGGGACAAGCUGAGGACUAGAGACUCGCUUUAAGUAAGCGUUCUCAUGAUAUGCACUUGGCUUUUGUCUUGAUUGUGCGUUUAUCUUGGGUGAAGGGACUCCUGGGGUGCAAGGUUUCGGGGUGGAAGCUGCUUUGGUAAAAUAAGCCUUAUUUUCUUAGAUUGAGUGGCACAGAUCAGUAAAGCGACGUGCUCCAAAGAUGCAAGAUUUUUAGACUUAUUAUUGAGGGGUGUUCCAGAUGAUAGGACACCGAAGCUCUCAGCCCCCCUCCCUUUACCUGACAAGCGUCUUGAGGACCCUCCUACAUCCGACCACCGAGGUUCCAGAAAGCCUGGAAACAGUCCCGCAAGGUCCAGAGCCAAUUUCUGGCUUGCUUGACAGAGACAAAUCCACUUCGGAGGUGGGGGCCAAUUCAUGGGAGACCCCAACUCGUAGAAGGGGUGCCCGGGGCAGUGGACCUGGGGCUUGUUUUAAGAGUUUAUCCUAUAAAGUGCAUGUGAUGGAGGUAUGAGGCAGAGGGUUUAUUUUAAAAAUGUUCUUCCUUUUUUAAAAAGAGGAGGGGGGAAGAAUCGGACGUUAAAUUCUUUUGCAAACAUUCAUGCCUAAGGAAGGGCUGGAUCAGGCAGCCCCGGCCGCCGGAACCGGUCGGACAGGUAGCGAGCUUGUUGACACCGUUAUGUUGCAGGGCGCAUGCUCACUCCCAAGUUUCCUGGUGCCUUUUCUAUUCCACCUUAUGAAACUUUUUCCCCGGCGUGGUCUCACGCGCGAUUUAAGGCAUAGGUGUCGCCGUGCCCGGAGGCUGCGAGUCACCCGGAGUGAGGGAAAAGGCCGGGGCAGCGCGGCGGGAGGUGCAGGAAGAGGGCAAACAAGGCGGGAAGGUGGGCUCCGGGAGCCAGGGGAUUCAGGCGCCUCCACCGCCACUAGCGGGGAGCAGCGGGGAGGAGGGGGCCGCAGUCGGAAGAGGGGAUCCCACCAUGCCCAAAGUCUUUCUGGUGAAGAGGAGGAGCCCCGGAGUCUCGGUCCGCAGCUGGGAUGAGCUCCCGGAUGACAAAAGGGCAGACACCUACAUCCCAGUGAGCCUGGGCUGUCUGCUCUCCGACCCCCCCGAGGACUGCCGCAGCGACGGCGGCAGUAGCAGCGGUUGCAGCAGCAGCAGCAGUAGCAGCAGCGCCGGGGAGCCCGGAGGCACCGAGAGCAGCUCGUCCCCGCGCGCACCGGAGCCUGAAACCCCAGAGCUCCACGACGCCGAAGUCCCCGAUGGACACCUGGCAGCGAUGCAGCGGCCGGUUGCCAGGUCAAAAAUCAAGUUUACCACAGGCACGUGCAAUGACUCCGUGAUUCACAACUGCGAACUGUGUGGCAAGAGCUUCCGCCUGCAGCGCAUGCUCAACCGUCACCUCAAGUGCCACAACCAGGUAAAGAGGCACCUGUGCACCUUCUGCGGCAAGGGCUUCAAUGACACCUUCGACCUAAAGAGGCAUGUACGCACACAUACAGGCAUUCGCCCCUACAAAUGUGAUGUGUGUUACAAAGCCUUCACGCAGCGAUGUUCCUUGGAGUCCCACCUGAAGAAGAUCCACGGUGUGCAGCAGCAGUAUGCCUACAAGCAGCGCCGGGACAAGCUCUAUGUGUGUGAGGAUUGUGGCUACACGGGCCCCACCCAGGAGGACCUGUACCUGCACGUGAACAGUGCCCACCCGGGUAGCACGUUUCUCAAAAAGACUUCCAAAAAGCUGGCGGCCCUUCUGCAGAACAAGCUGACGUCCCCGCUGCAGGAGAAUUCCACCCUGAGUGAAGAGGAGGAAAAAAAGUGAAGAGAGAAAGUGGAGGAGAGACGCUCGGUGCCACGUUUACUCGGACUCUGGGUUCUGAGGCGUACCUCUCCUCGGCUUCACGGGUUCUUUUCAGUGACAAGUAUUCAGUCCACCUCUUCUUUUGGGACAUCAACAGUCAGAUGCCCUCCAAAGUUGUCAUUCUGCCACAACAGGCCCUGGACCCUGUGUCUGUUUUCUUGGUGGCUGAGAUCACGUACGGGUUCGUGUGUGUGUGUGUGUGUGUGUGUGUGUGUGUGUGUGUGUGUGUGUGUGAUGUGUAUUUUUUUUUUUCUGAUGGAAUUUUCACACAUGAAUAGAGGGGUGUUCUUAAAGAGACCAUCAUCUUAUGGUGCCUUGAAAUGCUUCUCAAGCAAGGAAAAUGUAUAUUCUUCUGAAAGAGUUUACAGAAACUAUUUUAAUAAAUGAAAUGUUCAUGUGAAA